UGCUUGUAUUCUUAUCACAUUGUUUGGGAUAUAAAACAGUUGCUGGAGCUUAAAAUCAAAGAACAGGUGAUUUGAAAAUGGGGAGGAUGAUUGGAGGAUUGCUGAGAUUGUCUCCAUUUCUCUUUGCUUUAUUGUUUAGUUUUGCAUUUGUUUUGUUGCCAAGAGCUUUGGCAUGGAGCAAAGAGGGCCACAUCAUGACUUGUCAGAUUGCUCAGGCUCAUUUGGAACCGGGGGCGGCGGAAGCCGUCAGAAAUCUGUUGCCGGACUACGUAGACGGCGACUUGUCGGCGCUCUGCACCUGGCCGGACCAAAUCCGGCACUGGUACAAGUAUGGCUGGACAAGCUCCCUCCACUUCAUCGACACCCCCGAUCAAGCUUGCACUUUUGAUUAUUCGCGGGACUGUCACGACCAACAUGGAAUGAAGAACAGGUGCGUUGCUGGCGCGAUAAAAAAUUUCACCUCUCAGCUUUCUCAUUACCGGGAGGGAACUUCUGAUCGUCGAUAUAAUAUGACUGAGGCUUUAUUAUUCUUGUCACAUUUCAUGGGAGACAUUCAUCAGCCAUUGCAUGUUGGAUUCACGAGUGAUGAAGGGGGGAACACCAUUGACUUGCACUGGUUUAAGCACAAAUCCAACUUGCAUCACGUAUGGGACAGGGAGGUGAUUCUUACAGCAGCAGCAGAUUUCUAUGGGAAGGAGAUGGACCUACUCCUUGAGGACAUCCAGAAGAACUUAACACAUGGAUCAUGGUCUGAUGACGUUUCAUCUUGGAACGAUUGUGGUGACAUCUCUUCCUGUGUAAACAAGUAUGCAACUGAGAGCAUCAACAUGGCAUGCAAAUGGGGUUACAAAGGAGUUAAGCCUGGUGCAACUCUGGCAGAUGAUUACUUCAACUCGCGGAUGCCAAUUGUGAUGAAGAGGAUUGCUCAGGGUGGAGUCAGAUUAUCCAUGAUUUUGAAUAGGGUUUUCAGUCACACCCAUCUAGAAGAUAUGACUGCAGUGAUUUGAUUAGCUUAGUCAAGUCACUAAUUUGUAACCAAUAAUUAACCAGUUUCCAAUGUUCAUUCCUUUGACUAUUGAACCUUUGGAAUUUGGAUAAAUGUCAUUUUCAAUUGUAUCAAUUUGUCUCUAAUGCAGAUCAAUUUACAAAGCUAGAAA
Molecule: messenger RNA, 1157 nt
Organism: Malania oleifera
Lineage: Eukaryota; Viridiplantae; Streptophyta; Magnoliopsida; Santalales; Ximeniaceae
Product: endonuclease 1
Exons: 9
Coding region: 78-1007 (309 amino acids)
Biological process (GO): DNA catabolic process
Molecular function (GO): endonuclease activity; nucleic acid binding
Source: RefSeq, a predicted model, not a curated record